GAGAUUACGGUGUCAGUAGAAGAGCUUCCGAGAAAGCGGCCACACUCAGGCGUUUAAGCGGCUCUUUCUCGAUUAAAUUCCCUAAAUUUCGCCCUUAGAACAAAUACAGAGCUCUUUGCUAAAUAAGGAAGAUACGAACUAGAUUAUUCGUGUCGUAAAAGAAAGGAUUGAAUCCAAACACAGAGCUGUGUUCUUUCUUCUGUCGUGUCGCCUUUCUUCCUCCUUCCUGUUUCUUUUGUUUAUGUCCUGCAGUGUUCUGCUGCACGGCGGAGAUUACAUCGCUGACCGUGAAUAAACGAUAGAGUGAAUCGAGAUAGAACGAAAGGCAGAGAGAAAUAUAUAGAGGCCUUCUAGUCCGUUUCAUCCGUCUACACGUCUGUGGUGUCCAACUGGACCAGGAGCGAGAGUCUAAUGCUCCCGGAGGAUGAGCCCAGCCAUCGAGGGGAUGCAGACAGAGCCGCAGGGGUAUUUGGGGAAAGGGGUGCUCCUUGAGCCCUUUGUGCACCAGGUUGGGGGACACUCGUGUGUGUUCCGCUUCGGGGGGCGGGCGAUAUGCAAACCGCUCAUCCCCCGAGAGCACCAGUUUAUAUAUAUGCCAUUGUUUGCUCACCCUCAGGUAAUUCCAAACCUGAGAAGUGUGGUGUCGGUGAGUUUCGAGGAGGAUGAGGAAGGAAAUUUGUGUCUUAUUGCGUACCCUCUGCACAGUGAGCUUGGGGACCUGGAGAACGUGGACCCCUCGGCGGACCUGGAACCCAAUAACAAAAUAAAAUGGGUCAGUAAGAUGCUGCUGGACAAUGAGGGCUACAGCAAGGACCGGUCCAGACACGCUCGGAAGGAUAAGGACAAGAGUGUGAAACGCGAGGAGGAGCUGGAAUGGCUCAAGCAGGCCGAGGUGUUCUACUAUAGCCUGGAGAGGAACAAUGCUGCUGGCCCUCAGCUCAAGCACAACCCCUGGAGCCUCAAGUGCCACCAACAACACCUGCAGAGGAUGAAGGAGAACGCAAAACACCGCAACCAAUACAAAUUCAUCCUGUUGGAGAACCUGACAUGGCGCUACACAGUUCCAUGCGUGCUUGAUCUGAAGAUGGGCACGAGGCAACACGGGGACGACGCCUCUGAGGAGAAGAAGGCCGUCCAGAUCCGUAAAUGUCAGCAGAGUACGUCCGCCAGCAUCGGAGUGCGCCUCUGCGGCAUGCAGGUCUACCAUUCAGACACAGGGCAGCUCAUGUUCAUGAACAAGUACCACGGCCGUAAGCUGACCCUGUCUGGCUUCAAAGAGGCCAUCUUUCAGUUCUUCCACGACGGGAGACGCCUAAGACGCGAGCUCCUGUCGCCGGUGCUGCGGAGACUGCGAGACAUGCAGGCGGCCCUGGAGGCCUGCGAAAGCUACCGCUUUUACUCCAGCUCGCUCUUGAUAAUAUACGACGGAGACCCUCCACGAUCCCGCCACUCCGCAGAGGAUGGGCUUUCAGAAGAGGAGGAGGAAGAAGAUGAGGAAGAAGAAGAAGAAGAGGAGGAGGAAGAAGAAGAAGAGGGUGGUGCUUUUGGAUUCCCUCACGGCGCAGGAGCGGGCAGCAGCAGUAGCAAAAGCAGUGCUUGUGGCGGCAGCGGCAGCUCUGCUGUGGUGCGACGCAUGACCAGAUCAGACAGCGGCCCGGUGGUGGACGUACGCAUGAUUGACUUUGCCCACACCACGUGUCGGCACUACGGCGAGGACAGUGUAGUCCACGAGGGCCAGGAUAGCGGUUACAUCUUCGGAUUGGAGAACCUCAUCACCAUUAUUUCGCAACUAGAGGACAACAGCACAGAUUAAACCACAACCAGCAUGGCGUUCGAAUGGGAAAAUGUAUCUUUCUCUUUCUUUUCCUCGUUCUUUCAAUCCCUCGAGACGUUCAGCUCAGUAAAAUCUCAAAGCUCCACCUGUUCAGUUGUUUUUGGUUUCUGAUUUUAAGAUUAAAAAGGGGUGAGAAGCUAACGUUGAGACGUUACACGAUCUGCUUCCUCCAUGUUUAGUAGCCUCACUCAUUUCCCCCGAUGUAAUGUUACAAUGUUGCUGCCAUUCCCCUUUUUGUUCUAUUUAUUGAGAAGAUAAAAUGGUUAUUUACCGUAAAGGACCUGAUUUCGUUUCCAUGCUCAUUCUUUGAGAAGGUUCCGGAACUUUGAUUCGCUUCCGAGUGCUCCCUAUUGGAUGAAGGAAUAGUAGGUGGCGAAAAGGAAGACUGUUAACGCUCUACAGCACCCUCCCCUUGCACCUUUACCCAUUGUGAAGAGACAACUAUAUUCAAAUAGUUAGUUGAUAUACAGAGACUAUAAUAAAGCUUUAUUUAUUUGUCAUAUUUCCUAAAUAAACUAAAAAGAAAAAACAUUGAAAAAGUGAAUGGGGAUUCAAGAACUACAUUCCAUGUUAUUAAUGUUACAAUAAUGAUAUUAAUAAAUAUUAUUAUUUGACAUGUUCAGAUACCUCUAUCUUAUAUCUGUUGUACACGGUAUGU
This is a messenger RNA of Sinocyclocheilus rhinocerous, 2492 nucleotides long. Its product is annotated as inositol hexakisphosphate kinase 2-like. Lineage: Eukaryota; Metazoa; Chordata; Actinopteri; Cypriniformes; Cyprinidae. The transcript is spliced from 6 exons. Gene Ontology annotation, biological process: inositol phosphate biosynthetic process; phosphatidylinositol phosphate biosynthetic process. The coding region runs from base 425 to 1813 and encodes 462 amino acids. Gene Ontology annotation, molecular function: inositol hexakisphosphate kinase activity. Gene Ontology annotation, cellular component: nucleus; cytoplasm. The record is from RefSeq and is a predicted model, not a curated record.